Gongylonema pulchrum is the source of this 207-nucleotide messenger RNA. The record is from the annotation of a GenBank genome assembly. NCBI's taxonomy places the organism in Eukaryota, Metazoa, Nematoda, Chromadorea, Rhabditida, Gongylonematidae.
AUGCAGAAGUCGAGGAAGCCGUUCUGGUUCAAAAUCUUCGAUCGGUACUCGCGCGUGGGCGUGCUGCGCAAGAGGCCGCGAUCGGGCAGCGUUGCGGUGGUGGCCUUCUUCGUUAUCGUCCCGGCCACUAUGUACAUCAUCGGUGCCUAUCCGAUGCUGCACAAGGAUCGCUUCAAAGGCCUCCAGAAGAAAGCAUCGGAGCAGUAG